This is a messenger RNA of Clupea harengus (Atlantic herring), 738 nucleotides long. RefSeq names its product transmembrane 6 superfamily member 2-like. The record is from RefSeq and is a predicted model, not a curated record. Lineage: Eukaryota; Metazoa; Chordata; Actinopteri; Clupeiformes; Clupeidae.
UGUGAAAGUGAUUAAACCCUAUUGAUGAGCCUGUUCUGGGCUGGCUCAUCUAUAGCCAAUCAGAUCGUGUUCAUCCCAGGAAUUGUCAUUGGUAAAUAUGGCACCAACAUUCUUCCUGCUUUCUGGCGCAACAUCCCUUUCCUGCUGCUGCCAAUAUGGGCUGCUGUAACCCUCUUGUGUAGGCCCAGAGAGCUGCCAAUCAUUCCUGCAGAUCAGGUUGCGGAACAGCAGAAGAAGACUGUGUUGACAUGGCCUGUUGACCUGCUAUUGUCUCUGAUGCUGCUGGGGGGAAUGGCCUUCACGCUGUUCCGGGCUUUUGUGGUUCUGGACUGUCGAUUGGAUGUCUGUUUCACCAACAUCUACCAGUAUGAGCCCUGCCUGAAGGACAAUGUGGCCUUCUCCAAAGUCAUGAUGCUGGUGUUCUUGUUCUAUGCUCUUCCCCUCAUGGCUGCAUGUGUGUAUGGGCUGAGCACUCCAGGAAGCAGCUGGAUGCUGGACUGGACUCUGCAUGCUGGAGCUAUGGCCCAGGCUCAGUGGUACCAUAUUGGGGGUUCUCUGCACUCUCGUACCCCCUUUACCUACCGGAUCCCUUCUGAUGCCUGCCGUGGGGUGAUGGGGCUUAAUGUGGCAUACACAGCUGUGCCUAUCCUCCUUGCCCUGCGGUGUGCCCUCCGCCCCGCCUACUUCAUGCCCGCUGUGCCCAAAGGCCAAGCUGAUAAGGAAAAGAAACAGAAGUAG